UGGAAAGUUUCCAUUUCCACACAAAUAUACAUCAAGCUAGUGAAACUAGCUAUAUCUCACAAUGGCUUCAACCACACCUAUGAAACUUGCUCUUUUCUCUAUUCUUACACUCCUCUACUUCCAAGCAGUAAUCUCUCUAACGCCAUUGCAUGAACAUCCACUUGACCCUUUAACCAAAGAAGAGUUUCUAACUGUCCAAACCUUAGUCCAUAACAAAUAUCACACCUCAAAGAACAAAGUAGCUUUCCACUAUAUUGGCCUAGAUGACCCCGACAAAGAUUAUAUAUCCAAAUAUGAACAUGAAAAAGUUCCUAUAGUAAUUCAUCGUAAAUCCUUUGUUAUUGCUAUCAUCAAUGGACAAAGCCAUGAGAUAGUAAUUGAUAUAAGGUUGAAAACAAUUGUCUCUGACAAUGUUCACAAGGGAUAUGGUUUUCCUAUGUUAUCUCUUGAGGAACAAGGUCUUGUCACAAAGCUUCCAUUGAAAUAUCCUCCUUUCAUUGCUUCACUAAAAAAGAGAGGUUUGAAUCUCUCUGAAGUAGUGUGUGCUCCAUUCUCCAUGGGAUGGUUUGGAGAAGAAGAGAGUAAAAGGACUGUGAGAGUUGAUUGUUUUAUGAAAGAAAACACUGUUAAUUUUUUUGUGAGGCCUAUUAGUGGAUUAACAAUGGUUGCUGAUCUUGGACUCAUGAAAAUUGUUGAAUAUCAUGAUAGAGAAGUUGAAGUUGUGCCUACGGCUGAGAACACUGAAUAUAAGGCUUCAAAACAAAGACCUCCAUUUGGACCAAAACAGCAUAGUCUUGCAAGUCAUCAACCUCAAGGUCCUGGCUUCUUGAUCAAUGGCCAUAGUGUUAGUUGGGCCAACUGGAAGUUUCAUAUAGGAUUUGAUGUACGAGCUGGUAUUAUAAUAUCACUUGCAUCUAUUUACGACCUUGAAAAACACAAAUCUCGUAGAGUAUUAUACAAAGGGUAUAUUUCUGAGUUGUUUGUGCCAUACCAAGAUCCAACAGAAGAGUUUUACUUUAAGACAUUUUUCGAUGCUGGAGAGUAUGGAUUUGGUCGAUCUACUGUUUCUUUGAUACCUAAUCGUGACUGUCCACCACACUCUCAUUUCAUUGAUACAUACAUUCACUCUGUAGAUGGUACACCAAGCCUCUUGAAGAAUGCAAUUUGUGUUUUUGAACAAUAUGGUAGUAUUAUGUGGCGUCACACUGAAACUAGCAUUCCUAAUGAAUUUAUCGAAGAAUCAAGAACCGAAGUGAAUUUGAUUGUUAGAACCGUAGUCACUGUUGGAAACUAUGACAAUGUUUUAGAUUGGGAGUUCAAAACAAGUGGUUCCAUCAAGCCCUCUAUAGCACUAUCAGGUAUACUGGAAAUUAAGGCAACAAACAUCAAGCACAAUGAUGAGAUUAAGGGAGAAUUAUAUGGUAAAUUGGUAUCAGCAAACAGCAUUGGAAUUUACCAUGACCAUUUCUACAUUUACUAUCUUGAUUUUGAUAUCGACGGUGCAGAAAACUCGUUUGAGAAAACAAAUUUAAAAACUGUAAGAAUCACAGAUGGAAGUUCAAAAAGAAAGAGUUAUUGGACAACUGAGACUCAAACUGCUAAGACUGAAUCAGAUGCAAAAAUCACAAUUGGUUCUGCCCCGGCUGAACUAGUCGUGAUUAAUUCGAACAAAAAAACUGCAGUUGGAAACCACAUCGGAUACCGUUUGAUUCCAGCAAUUCCUGCUCAUUCACUUCUAACUGAAGAUGAUUAUCCGCAAAUACGCGGUGCAUUUACCAAUUAUAAUGUUUGGGUCACACCUUAUAAUAGAACUGAAAAAUGGGCUGGUGGACUCUAUGUUGAUCAUAGUCGUGGAGAUGACACUUUAGCUGUUUGGACCAAACAGAAUAGAGACAUUGUGAACAAGGACAUAGUAAUGUGGCAUGUAGUGGGAAUUCAUCAUGUUCCAACACAGGAAGACUUCCCAAUAAUGCCACUAUUGAGCACUUCAUUUGAGCUCAGGCCAACCAAUUUUUUUGAGAGGAAUCCUGUCCUUAAAACCCUUUCUCCUGGAGAUGUUGUAUGGCAUGGUUGCCCCAAGUCAAACUAGAAAAUGUUUGCAUUCAUGAGGCCUAUCGGACGGUCUGAUCUAUUCUCACUUCGAACGGCAGGUGUAGCCAUGAAUAAAUGUCAUUUGUUUUCGACUAUUAUUAUCAAUUGUUUACUGUUUAGGAUUUGUUUUAUAAUUACAAGAAAUGCUAACAAUACUCAUUCUCUUAGUCGGUGAAAUUCAUAUGGGUCAUACACAAAGUGUUGAGAUCCACGUAGAUUUCACUCAAUAAGAGAACGAAUGUUACAGAGUGUUAGAAAAAAAGUGUUCAUAGCACUCCUUUCAAAUUAUUGUACAAGCAUGAUUAAGUUUUUUUGCAAUUUGUUUCGCUUA
Messenger RNA from Medicago truncatula (barrel medic), 2422 nucleotides. Its product is annotated as primary amine oxidase. Gene Ontology annotation, biological process: amine metabolic process. The coding region runs from base 62 to 2089 and encodes 675 amino acids. NCBI's taxonomy places the organism in Eukaryota, Viridiplantae, Streptophyta, Magnoliopsida, Fabales, Fabaceae. Gene Ontology annotation, molecular function: primary methylamine oxidase activity; quinone binding; copper ion binding. The record is from RefSeq and is a predicted model, not a curated record. The transcript is spliced from 5 exons.